AUGCAUAUUGGGGAGUUGCCCUGGGUCCACUAUCACUCCAAUAUAAUGAAAUAUUUGCCUCAUCGAUGGAGUAAUUUACGGGAUACCAAAUUUCGUGCUGCACGUAUUGAGAAACAAUUGGAUGACAAACCUGGAGAGCAAGGAGACUCAAGACCCCACCCAAUACGGAGUGCUCUUGAAUCUGACCACCUCACUGGUUAUGCCCAUGGUGGGCAGCGACCUCACAACCCGCAUGACCACAUCCCAGAUCCUAAUGCCAUUGUCACUCACAAUCAGUUUGGCAUUGAGAUCCUCAACUUAAUGUCUGGCCGACCUAUCACCAAAAUUAUUUUGCCCAUUGAAAGUGCCACCUAUGUGGAUUUUGAAGGGGAUACCAGUAUUGAAGUGGUUGGAUCGGGUGGUGCUGGUAGCCGGAAUCCUUGCUACGUUGACGUCCACAAGAUAUAUCCGGAGAAAGAAAGUAUAAAUCAGAUUGCUGUGUGUGUCACCAAAAGACUCUUCUGGUCACGAUCAUGGAGCUAUGAGGAAGAUGCUAACCGAUUUCUGGCACCGCUUGUUGUCAAGAGUGUUGCCAAAAAGACAGGAAUCCUUCAGCACUUAAUGGGACAUCGUCUACCCACUGGUAAAACUACAUAUGACAUCAUUUCUGUGUCUAGUUCAGGAAGAGUCACUUCUCAUUCAUCAGAAGGAGUUUAUCAGUGGCAGACUCAAACAACAGCAUCGUGGGCUGAAGAAGGUAUGAAAGCAUUGAAAGACAAAGUUAGUGACCCUGGGAGAUGGGCAAUCUACAUGAAAUCAUUUCUACCUAAUUACCAGGCUUUGUCACUUCAAGUUUUUGGAGCAAAGGAUGCUUUAAUCUUGGCUGGUUGGAGAAAGUUGGUACUUCUGGAUCUCAAGGAAGGAACCCUGCUUGCUUCUCACACGUUGCCUUGUCACCCUACUGCUCCACUUGUUGUUGGAGAUUUCAAUAAUGAUGGUUGGAAUGAUUUUAUCCUUACUUGCAAAUUAGGGUACAUUGGAUUUUCUGUGGAGAAGAUGUCCAGCUAUCUGUACACAUUGAUGUAUGCAGCUACUGUUUUUUUAUCUAUCAUGGUACUUACCUGGUUACUACAUGCUGAAGACCAAAUACCAGAUGAUAUUGAUUAA
Messenger RNA from Acanthosepion pharaonis, 1146 nucleotides. The record is from the annotation of a GenBank genome assembly. NCBI's taxonomy places the organism in Eukaryota, Metazoa, Mollusca, Cephalopoda, Sepiida, Sepiidae.